This is a messenger RNA of Adineta steineri, 972 nucleotides long. NCBI's taxonomy places the organism in Eukaryota, Metazoa, Rotifera, Eurotatoria, Adinetida, Adinetidae. The record is from the annotation of a GenBank genome assembly.
AUGUCAAUGAAUGUAUCAACAACGAACAUCACGUCAACUCAAGUAUCGAAUACAAUCGUCAUUCUCAAUCUUCUCAUGAAUCAAUUUGUGAAUUAUCUUCCAUUAAUAUUCAUCAUUCUUGGUUUUAUUGGAUUUAUUGGUAAUGCUUUAACAUUUCUUCAAUUUGAACUUCGAUCUAAUACAUGUUGUAUAUAUUCACUUUGCGGUUCUAUUGUUGAUAUUAUCAGUCUUUUUUACAAUGUAUUACCGCUCUAUCUAAAUACAAUUUAUAAAAUAUAUAUUCCGUGGAUCAAUAUGAGCAGUCUAUGUAAAUUCCAUAUUUUUAUAGUUGUAUUUCUUCCUCAUUUAUCGAUUAAUUUUUUAUUAAUGUCUAUUAUUGAUCGAUAUGCUAGUACAUGUAAAUUAACAUCAUCUAUACGUCAUCUUAGUAAAAUUAAGAUGGUACCAUAUUUGAGUGGUAUUACUGUUAUUUUCAGUUGUCUUGCUUCACUUCGUGGAAUUAUUCUUUAUGAAAAUACAUCAUCAGGAUGUAUCGUAACAUAUCCGUUACUCAAUAAUAUUCUAUAUAUUGUACUCAAUUGUGUCAUGCAACCAGUAGCAAUGCUUAUAUUCGUCGUACUUACAUUUCAAAAUGUUCAACAGAGUCGCCAACGAGCAGGCGGAACAAAUACAACCUAUUUGCAUCACUCUCGAAAACAAUUCAUUACUAUGAUAUUUACACAAGUAAUAGUGACAGCAUCCAUUUUAUUACCAUGGGCAAUUAUGUAUAUGUAUAAUAAUAUUUCAGCUAAUAUUACGAAAACUUCAGAACAACAAACUAUUAUUAAUUUUGUUUAUUGGCUUACCAAUUACUGGUUCUAUCUUAAUAAUGUUAAAUCAUUUUAUCUAUCAAUAUUAACAUCGCGUCUAUUUCGACAAACAUUCCUUAAAGCGUUAAUCAGAUUAUUACCUCAUGAUUGCAAAUAUCAAUGA